Molecule: messenger RNA, 2689 nt
Organism: Coccinella septempunctata (seven-spotted ladybird)
Lineage: Eukaryota; Metazoa; Arthropoda; Insecta; Coleoptera; Coccinellidae
Exons: 7
Coding region: 88-2631 (847 amino acids)
Source: RefSeq, a predicted model, not a curated record
UAAGAAGAUAAGGUAUCUUUCGGUUUUCACAGAUUUCUUGACUGCGCUCAUCGCCAAGUUUUUUAUCGAUUGGAAAAUAGAUGAAGAAUGUCGUAUUUGAAUUUUUCCUCUCAUUCAAAUGUGCAGAGUUUGAGGAAUAAGGACUUAAUCGAUCUAAUUAAAAACAACGAGUAUUACUCCGGUUGCUACAGUGUAAUACAAGAGAAGAACUUGAGGGGACUGGAUAUACUGAAUUUGUCAGAAAAUACAUUAACAGCAUGGAAGUUACCACAGUGGCAGUCGAAAAAACUUCUUUCUCUGAAAGAAACAUUAUUGAAGGAUCCGGGAUCACUCAAACCGGAGGAAGAGGAAAAUCCAAGUGACGACCCAAGAAAAAAUAUCUCUAAUACCCUAACAACUAUCUUCAAAAAUAAGCAAAAGCCUAAACUACCCUAUAAAAAACAUGCGGAUGAUAUUACCCCAAUAAAAAAGGAACCUGACCUAAAUCUCAUUUAUGAUGACGAUAAUUACUUGAAACCGCAGUUCAACAAUUCAGUGAAGAAACCAAAAAAUGAAACUAAGUUCGAUCGGCCACCCUUAAAAUUCCCAGAAAAAUCGAAGUCUUUCAGCAGAAGUCACGAUAUAUCUUCAAUUCCAACCAGGAAACCUGUUGCCCUACCGCGACCCGACUUGAACGACGAAGAAAAUGAAUACGAGCCUCCUCCCAGUCACAAUUCUAGAUUGAAAAAACCACCAUCGAAGCUUCCCCUACCACCACCACCAGCUGAUGAAACUGAUGAAUAUGAGCCUCCUCCAAGAUUUGGAACGAAACAACCAGAAUCAACGCAGGAGGAAGACUAUGAGUACAUAGAAACAAAAAAGGAUGAAAACGCGAAGAGUCCAGUUUCGAAGUUUUACAUUGAUGGUGACUUUCCCCCACCCCUACCGGAAAGGUCAGUUUUACAGAAGAUAGAAGCGAAAAAAUGGUCCUUUCUACCAAUGUAUAUGAACGUUGAUAAAGCUCAGAGUCCAACAAAUGCACACGUCUCUUCGUCUACUCUUCCUUCAAAUCGUACUAGAAAAAUAACUCCUAAGAGCACACAGCCUAUUUCACCUGUUAGCGAUUCUAAAAAUAGCGAUACCAAAGCCACAUGGUCGGUAUUGACAAGACCACUGCCGCCACUUCCGUUGGCUCCAGCUUCCAAUAAAAUUGUAGAUGAAAUAGAGAAUGAGGAAUCUACGUAUGAAGACACAGAAGAAAAUUCACAAAUAGAAGAAUUGGCAGAAUAUGGUAAUGUUACUGAAUCGACUAGUGCACCUGCUUUCAAAUCAAGCAAUAUUUCCGAAUUAAAGCUGAAAACAUCUAGGGGUCAUAUAGAUGACUUACGUUCCCAUCUAUCUAAUUUCAAACUAAGAUCUUCUAAUCCGCCGAGGACAAAACAGUCAAUCUUCAGUGACGAAAAUAAGGAGCUGAAAGAAAUAUUGGAAAAGAGGCAUGGAAGUUACAAAGAAACAAACGAAACAAUGAAUAAUACUAAAGCUAAAAAAGAUUUGACUGUGUUGAAAUCGCAAAUGAGGCUUCCACUGCCACCGAUGUCAUUACCAAAAAGUGUGCAAAACACAUAUUUCGACGAAGUUAUAAAAAUAGAUCAAAUUUCUCAUAAUGAUUUUGGCCAAAAUGACAUCCAAGGAGUUGAAGCCUUAGAAGAUGACCUACCUGAAUACUUAAAUACUACUGAAACUGAAACCAAACCACAAGCAUGGAAAUCCCAACCACAUAAAACAUCUCCAAUAAGUCAAUUAGCCCUAGAAAUAUCACAAAAAAAACUCAAGCCAACUUCGCCGAAUCUGAAAACUUCAGACAGUAAUUGGAUUGUCCAGGAAAAACCUACGAUAACUCAGGAUCCUCCCAACAGGAAUAUUCAUGAAACUGAUGAAAGUGAUUUCGAAGAUGAACAAGAUUUUCUACCCGAAUACUUAAACACAACAGACACACAAAUUCCUGAGCCGAAACAUUACGCACCACCAGCAGCAAAUGAUUCAUCCUCUCAAAAAACGAAGUUCAACGUAAAAUCAAAGGAUAUCCAUUUAAAUGACAAACUUGCCGAUGAACUUCGAAUUUUACUGGAAAAGAGGAAAGGGUCGAAUGAAAACGUUGAAACCGGAAGACUUACUAUAGAUCAGCAUUAUCCACGAACGAAUUUACCAAACAAACCAAUCCAAAAUUCCACUUCAAAUAUCGGAGAAAUAGAAGACGAUGAUAUGGACGAUUUCGAGCAAGAGGAUUAUGACGUUGCCGGGUCAUACAGUGACAUGCUGAAUUUCAACAACGAACCUUUUUAUCGAAAUACCGAUCGUAAGGGGGCAAUUGCUCUACUGAGGGACCUGGAGGACGGUGCAUUUCUGCUGAGACCCAGCAGAAAGUUUUUCCUAUCGAUAACCGUAAAAAAUGGUGGGAAAUAUUUCAAUUUAGGCAUAGAGAAAACGCCACAAAAUAAAAUUUUUUGCGGGGAAGGUAUGAUGAGAACUCGGGAAUUUUAUUCUUUGCAAAAAUUUCUGGAACACUUCGAACACAAUCCACUCAUACUACAGGGCGAGAGAGGUUUAGAAGAAGUUUAUCUGAAAAAAGUGUUACCACUAGAUAGAUUUUAAUUUUCAUAAUAUAUAUUUUUGUGAUGAAUCAAUAAACGACUGAUUAUAUCAUAAAAAA